This is a messenger RNA of Trichogramma pretiosum, 1232 nucleotides long. RefSeq lists its product as uncharacterized. The transcript is spliced from 4 exons. Bases 181 to 552 code for a protein of 123 amino acids. Gene Ontology annotation, biological process: septate junction assembly. The record is from RefSeq and is a predicted model, not a curated record. Lineage: Eukaryota; Metazoa; Arthropoda; Insecta; Hymenoptera; Trichogrammatidae.
UUGCUCACACAUCGGCCGCACUCCUCAGUCGUUCUCCAGACGCCGAUUCAGACGCCGCUAAAAGUUUCUCGCGAGUUCUCCGCACGACAGAGCUGCCAAUUGUUGAUUGUAUAUCUCACUUUUCGAGAUCGUUCCUUCACGAAUUUUCAAGUCAAAGUCAAAACCGCAAAACUGGCGAAAAUGGCAAACGUAUCCAGGCUCACGCUCAUCAAGCUCUUGGAGCUCAUCCUCGUGUGCGUCCUCAUCGGGCUGCAUUACCACUCGUACAUCGGCACCUUGAACGAUGCCAUGCUCGUCACCGGCACGUUCUGCGGCUACCUCAUCAUUCUCGUCGGCCUGUUCGCCGGCGCCGUCAUGGGCACGCCCGUCAACCGACGAGUUGAUCUCUUCUUCAGUCUGGUCGGAUGCGCCCUGUUCAUCGCCUCGGGCUCGCUGAUCAUCGACCACGACUACGCGAGGAACGACAAGAGCACGGCCAAGGGCUCGAUCGCCAUCAUCGAGGGUAUCAUCUUCUUCAUCGACGCCAUACUCACCUUCAGAGGAGAGAACUAAAUUGAAAUGAACAAAAAAUAAAAAAGAGAGAAAAAAAAUACUCUAUACCGAGAGAUAUAUAUGUAAACGAUAUAAAUUAUAUAUUCGUAUUUUUAUGUAUAACUCCUCACUGUCUAUGUAAUGAUUAAUUAUUAAAUUGAUACGAUUAGUAUGUAUGAUAUAUGCCCGUCGCAUAUUGUUCCAUGCUGCUGAGUACGUUUGGAGAAAAGAUCGAUUACUUUCUCUUUUUUUUUUCAAGUCGAUUAAGCGCAUGCGAAAAAAACGACGUUGUAUUUAAAAAAUACGUAUGAACGUUAUCGUAUAUAUAAAUUGAGUACAAAAAACAAGAAAAAAUUAUUAUACGCAAUCAAAUGUGAAAAUCUACGUGAGUGAAUGAGCGUAUAACGAUAUCGCUGUUAAACAAUAUCAAAAUCUAUCGCAACAACAACAACAAUUCAAUAUACGUUAUAUUACAUGUAUAUUGCGCGAUUUUAAAAGCCAUAUUUUAUCAUUGUUGCCUGAAUAUGUAUAGAUUUUAACUAAUAAGAGCGUAAUCGUAUUAUAUACAAUAUUGUAUUUUUUUUUUAGUAUACAGCAGUAAGAAAAUUUACGAAAAUUUGGCUAACUUACGCUUUCGUGUCUCGCUCAAGGCCAGAGAUAUUUAAUGUUAUUAUUUUUUUUUACAAUUCUCCGUUUUAUCA